GUUACAUAGAAACACUGCCCAUCAAAUAACAGUUCUCCUAUUGUCACUACUACUACUACUGCUCUGCAGCAGAAGUGGACGGUGUAUGGUGGAAAUAGAGUAAUGCUUGUAACAUAGGCAUCAAGUAUCUGUUGUUGCCCAAAAUGUCUUCAGGAACAGGUACAGAAAAAGCUCUCAGCCUUUUAAGGCGACUACCUCGAGUUUCAUUGUCAAAUCUGAAAUCAAAUCCAGGUGCCCACAAGAAGGCAACAAGAGGUCGUGGUAUCUAUGGGGGCAAGACUCAUGGUGCUGGCCAUAAAGGCUCAGGUCAGCGGCAGAACUUCAUGCGAGUGGGUUAUGAAACGGGCAGCAAUCCAUUUUACCUUCGUUUUCCAGUGCAGUGUUACUACAAAGGCCAUCACAUGAAACUUUCUUACAAGACUCUCUGUAUGGGAAAUCUGCAAAAAAUGAUUGAUACUAGCCGUCUGAGAACAGAUAUUCCUAUUGAUGUAACGCAGAUAGCUAACACCAAGCUGUUUGAAAUUAAGGCUGUGGAAAAGGAAGGUGGUAUUAUGCUAGAAAAUGAUGGUAUUGACCAUUUUAAAGCAAGAAUAAACAUAGAAGUUCAGUGGGCUUCAGAAGCUGUGAUUGCAGCAGUAGAAAGAAAUGGUGGAUUCAUCACAACAGCAUAUUAUGACUUUAUAGCUCUGGAUGCAGCUAGAACCCUGCCAACCAACUUUUUCAAAAAAGGUGUACCAAUCCCACGACGCAUGAUCCCACCCCAACAUCUUAUUGGCUACUACACUGAUCCAAAGAAUAGAGGUUAUUUAGCAGAUCCAGGGUUAAUAGCCAAGGAAAGGUUUAUUCUAGCACAGAAGUACGGUUACAAGCUGCCAGAUGUAAAUGAUUCCCCUGACAAAGAUAUGUUGCUUGAACGGAAGGACCCUCGUCAGGUUUUCUUCGGCUUGGAACUGGAUGGAUUGUUAAUCUGCGUUGACAAAGUUAUCCUGAAACCGACAGAUCCUGAACUUAAAGAAUAUUAUGCCUCAUAAGUGUAAAUAGUCGUG
Messenger RNA from Macrobrachium nipponense, 1046 nucleotides. RefSeq names its product large ribosomal subunit protein uL15m-like. Gene Ontology annotation, cellular component: mitochondrial large ribosomal subunit. Gene Ontology annotation, biological process: translation. The record is from RefSeq and is a predicted model, not a curated record. NCBI's taxonomy places the organism in Eukaryota, Metazoa, Arthropoda, Malacostraca, Decapoda, Palaemonidae. Gene Ontology annotation, molecular function: structural constituent of ribosome.